AUGCUAUCAACUUCACGACUCCGUCUAACUAAGCUUGCGUUCCGCACAACAUCCACCAAGUACUGCGCCAUCAUCGACAACCUCCUCUUCAAGCAUGGUCGGUUCGCCUGCGACCGGCCGCAGACGUGCACUCUCACAUUCCCAUCUUUUGGCCGCCCACCGGCCGCAUGCCCAAGCUUCCGUCUGAGCAACCACAUUCUCAGUCGAUCCAUUGAAGUCGUCGACGUGAGCAUGCCGUGGGUCAGCUUCCACCGUGUCCAUAUACUUCAGGGUUUGCCCUCUGUGCAUACCGUCCGUCGACACGGAUUCAGGUCCACCAUGACUCAGUUGAAGUUUGCAAGCGAGGUGCGCACUGCCGUCGACUUUGUCGUGCUGGGGGAGAACAUGCCGACUGGGCCUCUGAUUUCAAUGUCUUCAACCCAAGAACGUCACGUCAUCCACAUUCGCUUUGAUCGGCAUGAACAGCAGAAGUGCUACCCUUGUGUCCUCUUUGAUCUCUGCGGGCCCACGAUCAACCUCAAAGAAGUCGUUAUUGCGCUGUGGCCUGACGACAUCAACGAUGGUACCGAGAUAUUCACAGCUCCUAUCUUGUUGGCCCUCAUCGGCGAACUUGUGCCGUAUCUCCGCUUCCACGGAAAGUUGACGAUCGUGGGUAUAGAGUAUCUGUAUGGGAGUCAUGAUACCACAUACAUCCGACAAGACUUGUGGGAGUUUUUCAUCGAUUUGGCAGGAAGCAAGGAGCGUGCUGACGAGAUCACUGAGGCCAUCUCUUUCGUCACUUUCAAGGAAUGGGAGAUGCAACUUGGGCGUCGAUUCGAGUUGGAGGGGCUGUGGAGCCCUCUUACAGAGGUAGAUGUACGUCUUACCGAAGUUGGGAUCGCAUGGUCCAGCUGA
Vanrija pseudolonga is the source of this 894-nucleotide messenger RNA. RefSeq lists its product as uncharacterized. The transcript has a single exon. The record is from RefSeq and is a predicted model, not a curated record. The coding region runs from base 1 to 894 and encodes 297 amino acids. Lineage: Eukaryota; Fungi; Basidiomycota; Tremellomycetes; Trichosporonales; Trichosporonaceae.